AUGACGAUCGCUCAUAAUCUUACCAUAGCCAAGAAUAAUGUUAUUUUACUCACCUUACAGGGUCGUGUGAGGACAAAGACGGUAAAAAAGGCCGCACGUGUUAUUAUUGAGAAGUAUUAUACCCGACUUACGUUGGAUUUCCACACAAAUAAACGAGUAUGUGAGGAAAUUGCCAUAAUUCCAAGCAAAAGGCUGAGAAAUCAGAUUGCAGGGUUUGUAACACAUUUGAUGAAAAGAAUUCAGGGGGGACCUGUGCGAGGUAUCUCAAUCAAACUUCAAGAGGAGGAGAGGGAACGAAGGGAUAACUAUGUUCCUGAGGUAUCGGCAAUUGAACAAGAUAUUAUUGAGGUUGAUCCAGAAACCAAGGAGAUGUUGAAAGUCUUGGACUUUGGAAACAUUGCAAAUCUUCAAGUGACGCAGCCAAUCACAGCGACCACGAGUUUCCGUCCAGGUGGCUUUGGGGGACAACGAUAAAAGUCUUCAUGUAUCAAUUCACUAUUGUAAUAAAAUCUUCUCAAUAGUAUCUUUUUGUCUUAUGGUAGUUUUCAAAGUUAAAAACCAUUUUUAAAAACCA
Dendronephthya gigantea is the source of this 574-nucleotide messenger RNA. RefSeq names its product 40S ribosomal protein S17-like. The record is from RefSeq and is a predicted model, not a curated record. Bases 1 to 474 code for a protein of 157 amino acids. NCBI's taxonomy places the organism in Eukaryota, Metazoa, Cnidaria, Anthozoa, Malacalcyonacea, Nephtheidae. Gene Ontology annotation, biological process: translation. The transcript has 5 exons. Gene Ontology annotation, cellular component: ribosome. Gene Ontology annotation, molecular function: structural constituent of ribosome.